This is a messenger RNA of Phytophthora infestans T30-4, 606 nucleotides long. Its product is annotated as voltage-gated potassium channel subunit beta, putative. The record is from RefSeq and is a predicted model, not a curated record. Bases 1 to 606 code for a protein of 201 amino acids. The transcript is spliced from 2 exons. NCBI's taxonomy places the organism in Eukaryota, Oomycota, Peronosporomycetes, Peronosporales, Peronosporaceae.
AUGAAGACGGCGUUUGAGCAUGGUAUCAACUUCUUCGACAACGCGGAUUCGUACGGCAUGGGUCUCGGAGAGGAGUACACGGGAGCUGCUAUCAAGAUGGGCAUCCAGGAUGGUACGUGGAAGCGUGAGGACCUCGUGGUCGCCACCAAACUCGGUAUGGGAACGAAGGGUUUCCACGGAGGCUCGGGUCCUAACGACCAGGGUUUGACUCGCAAGCACAUCACCGAAGGCUUGAAGGCGUCGCUCAAGCGGAUGGAUCUGGAGUACGUCGAUAUUCUCUACUGCAUUCGACCGGACCCGUACACGCCCCUCGAAGAGACUGUGCGAGCCAUGAACUACGUCAUUGAACGGGGCUGGGCCUUUUACUGGGGCACCAGCCAGUGGCUUGCACCACUCAUCAUGGAGGCGUGUGAGAUCGCUGACAGUCUUGGUCUCAUCCGCCCAGUAGUGGAGCAACCCAUCUACAACAUGCUCAAUCGCUCGAGGGUGGACCAUGAAUAUCUUCACUUGUACAAGAAGUACAAGCUGGGCCUGACAACUUGGGCUCCUCUUUCGAGGAACACGUAUGGACAUCCCCGUGAUGAAGGCGUUCGUGGGGGAGUAUGA